Molecule: messenger RNA, 1871 nt
Organism: Drosophila hydei
Lineage: Eukaryota; Metazoa; Arthropoda; Insecta; Diptera; Drosophilidae
Gene: yellow-d2
Product: protein yellow
Exons: 2
Coding region: 468-1772 (434 amino acids)
Cellular component (GO): extracellular region
Source: RefSeq, a predicted model, not a curated record
GUUAAACUUGUUAUUCAUGAACAAAAAGAGUGUCAACAUUGACUUAAGCAGACAGAAAGAUCUGUUAACAAAGAGUCUUAGACGUUAGUCAUAGCGACUUUCGUAGUGUAUAUGUAAUUUAUUGUUGCAACACAUACGGGGGCCAAUGGACUCUACCUUGACGCCGUGUGUUGCAUAGCGUGGAAGCUGGAAGUAGCUGGAAGGCAUGCAUAAUUAUCGCCCCGAAUUGCACAGCUUUUUGUUGAAAUUAGUUUUUUUUUUUUUUUUGGUGGACUUAAACAAGAUCGUUACAAUGAGAAUUUCAAUGCAAGCUUUCAAUUUGCAAUUAAACCAGUUUACCACAAAGUUGACCCAAUUGACCAGGUCUGGUCGGCUGAUAGCCGGAUUAGAAAGACAUGGGCCGUUCGCUGGCGACGCAUGCGCAGUAACUGUCUUGGCCUUACAUGAAGCACAUCGCGCGAAAGUGAAUGGAUUACCUCAGUAUGAAGUGCCAACGUUGCAUAAGGAUAAUAGCUUUGCUUAGCUGCGCGCUUGGCAUUGUCGCAGGACAAUACAGCACAGCGCCAGGCAUUGGAUACCACUCCAAGGCCUUGGAAAGAGUCUUUGAGGCGCGCAACUUGGAGCUCAGCUUCCCCACGCCAAAGGAACGGGAGCGUGUCCUGCGCGCUGGUCUCUAUGAUCCUGGCAAUGUUGUGCCCAUCGAUGUGGACGUCUACUAUACACAUGGUGACAAAACACCCUCCAUCUUUGUGACUAUACCUCGCUUCACCAAGGGCGUGCCCUACUCCCUGGCCUAUGUUACCAACGAGGUGCGAGAGAACGGCACCGAGCUGCGCGCUUAUCCGAGCUACGAUUGGCAUCAAUCCCAUGGCGCCGACUGCAACGGGCUGACUUCCGUUUAUCGCACGCAGAUUGACGACUGCGGACGCAUGUGGAUAUUGGACAGUGGAGAGAUUGACUUUGUGCAGCACUGCCCGCCGCAGCUGUACGCCCUUGAUUUGGCAAGUGGGGGCGUGGUGCACCAUUACCGCUUGCCACAAGAUGUGUACAAGACGGGAGUGAGCCGCUUUGUGACGCCCAUCAUUGAGCUCGAUGCGCACAAUUGCGAUGUGGGCCAUGUUUACAUGGCUGACUCAAUUGGCGAUGGCAUUGUGGUCUAUGACGUGGCCGCCCAGAAAUCGUGGCGUAUAGAGAACAAGUACACCUAUCCGCAUCCGGACUUUGGCACUUUCAAGAUAGCUGGCGAGAGCUUUCAGCUAUGGGAUGGCAGCGUGUCCAUGUCAGUGACCCCACACGGACUGGCGGGGCAAUUGGAACGCAUGCUCUAUUUCCACUCGCUGUCCAGCGACUGGCAAAUGGCAAUACCACUGAAUGUUGUUAACAAUGGAAGCAUCUGGAAACGAAACGAUGUCAGCGCUGGCCUCGAUCAAUUUGUGCUGCUGGGCAAACGGGGUAGCCAAUGUGUGGCAGCGGCCAUGAGCGAGACAGGCAUGUUGCUCUGCGGCCUGGUGCAGCCACCCAGCAUACUGGCUUGGAAUAUUCGCCAGUCAUAUACCCCUGAGAAUAUGGCCCUGCUAAUUGAGGACGAGCAACGGCUGCAAUUUACCAGCGGUUUGAAGAUUGUCAGAAACCACGAGGGCAAAGAGGAGCUUUGGGCGCUCUCGAAUCGGUUGCAGAAGGCAUUUGGAACGGGUCUGAAUUUCAAGGAAGUCAAUUUUCGUAUACAGAAGUGCGGCAUCUACGAGCUUCUCAAUGGAUUGCCCUGCCAUUAGGCACAACCUUAACUGUCAUUGUCAGCUAUCUCAAAUACUCGAUCAUUCUAUAUUUAUUAGAAGACUUUUCAAAAAUGUAAAGUAUUUUUCAUUUCAUGU